AUGGAGGAAAAACGCCCUCCAUCCGCCGCCGAUGCACCGGCAUCAGAACCCGUAACAUCUCGCCGCCGUGCCGGAGGAAACAAGCGAAAAUCCGGUUCUCUCAACGCCUCCAAUUCCUCUUCCACACCUUCCAAACGCAUUACUCGCGAGAAAGCCUCGCCUCUUCAUCAUCUUCCUCUCCAUAAUGGACCUUUAACUAGGGCUCGCCAAAUCCCUAACAAUUUCUCCGCCGCGUCUACUUCGACCAUCGCCGGUUCCGCUUCUGCCCCCGCCGCGGUGAAACAUGCUCCACAGACACAGGCUUCGGCUGCGGCGGCAGAACAACUCAAGAAGGAGAGGGAGUGGGAGUCUCUGGAAGCUUCGAUUGAAGCUGAAUUCAAAGCAAUUAGAUCUCGUGAUACUAACGCCCAUGUCGUUCCUACUCAUUGUGGUUGGUUUUCAUGGUUGAAUAUCCAUCCAAUUGAGAAACGUAUGGUGCCUUCUUUCUUUAAUGAAAAAAAUGAAAGUCGAACUCCCGAUAAAUACAUGGAGAUACGGAAUUGGAUAAUGAAGAAAUUUCAUUCAAAUCCAAACAUACAAAUUGAAUUGAAUGAUUUAUCGGAGCUUGAUAUUGGGGACUUAGAUGCUAGGCAAGAGGUACUGGAAUUUCUAGACUACUGGGGUUUAAUUAACUUCCACCCAUUUCCUUCAACGGAGUCUGCUGUGGCUAAAACCAGCGAUGAUGGGGAAGCAGAAAAGAAUUCCUUGCUUGAAAAAUUCUAUCACUUUGAAACUCUCCAAUUAUGUCCACCUACUGCUCAAAAGACUGGCCCAACGAUUCCUGCUAUGACCUCUGGUUUGUUUCCAGAGUCAACAAUCGCUGAAGAGUUGGUGAAACAAGAGGGCCCGGCAGUUGAGAUGCUUGAGUACCAUUGCAACUCUUGUUCUGGUGAUUGUUCUCGCAAACGAUACCACUGCCAGAAGCAGGCAGAUUUUGAUCUCUGCGCGGACUGCUUCAAUAACAGAAAAUUUGGCUCCGGCAUGUCUUCGUUGGAUUUUAUACUCAUGGAACCAGCUGAAGCUGCUGGGGUUAGUAGUGGAAAGUGGACUGAUCAGGAGACACUUCUGCUCCUUGAAGCAUUGGAACUUUAUAAAGAAAAUUGGAAUGAAAUUGCAGAACAUGUUGGAACAAAAUCAAAAGCUCAGUGCAUAUUGCAUUUUGUUCAAAUGCCAAUUGAGGAUAGCUUUGUUGACUGUGAUGAAGAUGUUGAUGCUGGUUGCAAAGAAAUGGCAGAUCCAGCUGCAACAAACAACAAUUUGUCUGUAGAUGAAGAUAAAGAUAAAGAUGCUUCAGAAGUUAUUGAGAACGACACUAACAUUAAAGGCCUUGAUGAGACUUCUCAGGCUGAAGAUGUUAAAGUGAAAGAUAAUCAAGAGGAGACUCCAAAGUUGCAAGAUGGUAGUGAUGAGAAAACUAGUGAGGGAACUUCUAAAUUAGAAGAUGACAUUAAAGUAAAGUUGGAUGAGGAAGUAGAUAAUGACUGUGUUUUAAAUGCUCUUAAGGAAACGUUUGCAGCUGUUGGUUAUUCUCUUGAACCUGAAGGCCCGUCUUCAUUUGCCGAAGUGGGUAAUCCUGUCAUGGCAUUGGCAGUUUUCCUUGCGCAGUUGGUGAGUUCUGAUGUGGCUGUUGCUUCAGCUCAUAACUACAUAAAAUCCUUGUCUGGAAAUGCUCCUGGCACUGAGAUUGCUUCAAGGUGUUGCUUUCUUCUAGAAGAUCCACCAGAUGAUAAGAAAGAAACAACUACCUCUGAGAGGGAUUUUAAAAGUGAGGGAGAUCAGUCUGACAAAAUUGUACAACAGGAUACAGCAAUGUUAGAUGAUAAAGAUUUAGAAAACGAUCACCAGAAUAUGAAAAUUGCAAGUGAUGCUUCAGAAGACAAGAUACACCUGGCUUCUACAGAUGAUGGACUCUCAGAAAAGUCAACUUCAAAGGAGCAAGCAAUGAUUAAUCAUGAGAGUGGGCUUGACAAUUGUGAUGAUCCCAGCAUUUCAAAGGCACCCGAAGAUCAGGCUCAGGAUACUCUGCAUGAUUCAGAUGGUUCAACAUCCAAAGCUAAAAUUCCACCUAGUUCUGAGGAGGUUCAAGAGGGAACUUCAAAUGAAGAACCUUGCCAUCCUAUAGAGCUAAAAAAAGAAGGAAGUGUGUCUGAUUCUCAUCCAUCUGAAAAGAAUGAAGUUCAACAGUCAAAUGAACCCAGUUUACCAGUUGAGCUACCUAAGCCAGUAGAGACACCAAAAUAUGAUGAAAUAGUGUCUGAUUCUGUGCUCUCAGAUGACAGCAAGCCUCAGAAACAACUAUCUACCAAUGCAGUCUCGGAGUCUCAUAAAACUACAGAUUCUGCAAUGGAUGUUGAUGUAGUUUCUAAUUCAUUGCCAGCAAAGAUCGACUCCCAGCCAGUAAUAUCUUCCCAAGAUAAUGGGACACAAAAGGAUGUAGAGAUGAUGCCACCUUCACUUCCAAUUAGUUUGGGUGCUGAAAAUGGUGCAAGUACAGGGGCAGUUGAAGAUCAUGCAGGAAAUGUUAUGGAAGUGAAAAAUGAUGGCACAAAGACUAAACAGGAUAGCAGCUUUGAGAAGUUGAAACGCGCAGCUGUUUCUACACUAGCGGCAGCAGCAGUGAAGGCAAAACUUCUAGCAAAUCAAGAAGAAGAUCAAAUCCGACAACUGACUUCAUCAUUGAUAGAAAAGCAGUUGCAUAAGUUGGAAACGAAGUUGGCUUUUUUCAAUGAUAUGGAAAAUGUGGUGAUGAGAGUAAAGGAGCAUUUAGAGCAGUCGCGGCAUAAGCUUUACCAUGAGCGUGCUAUGAUAAUUGCAUCUCGCCUUGGUAUACAGGCUUCAUCAUCCAGAGGUGUACCACCAUCCAUACUAACCAAUAGAAUUCCUACGAAUUUUGCAAACUCCCUCCCAAGACCACAAAUCGUCAUGAAUCCUCAAGGGCCACAGAUUUCUAGACCUGGGAGCACUGCAGCUACUACGCAUCCAAACCCAUUAAUGUCUGCAACUGCAGCAGGAAAUUCAGUUCGGGCAUCCAGCCAGGAAAACCUUUCUUCUGUUGGGACAAAAUAA
Lathyrus sativus (Indian pea) is the source of this 3105-nucleotide messenger RNA. NCBI's taxonomy places the organism in Eukaryota, Viridiplantae, Streptophyta, Magnoliopsida, Fabales, Fabaceae. The record is from the annotation of a GenBank genome assembly.